This is a messenger RNA of Lactuca virosa, 432 nucleotides long. The record is from the annotation of a GenBank genome assembly. NCBI's taxonomy places the organism in Eukaryota, Viridiplantae, Streptophyta, Magnoliopsida, Asterales, Asteraceae.
AUGGAUGAGUUGAUAACUUCUUCUGAAGGAGGAACGCCUGAUUCGAUAAUCGAAGGUGCCAUAGUGACUGGAGUCACGCUAGCAGUUCUUCUGUUCCAAAAUUUGAUUUUUAUCUACCAAAAAAGCAACCCCCCCUGUUCUUCCCUGAUAUCUUUAGCUUUCUCCAUCCCAUCCUUUUUGAAUCGAUUCACCACCAACUCCUUUGUCAAUAAUCCAUCUCUUGGCAAGAUGACUAAUAAGGAAGGGAUAGACAAGGCUCAGACUCACAUCCUUGAGGGACUUCAUUGGAUGAACGAAGUCUCUUUGCACAACAAAGCUCGUGUGGUGGCUACGGCUGCCAGAGAAAUGAAGUUUGACAAGCUAUCUGAUUGCAUGGACAAGCUUCGAUCUAGUUAUCAAUUUCUAGAGCGAGAGAAGAAAAAACUGAUAUAG